Molecule: messenger RNA, 966 nt
Organism: Penicillium crustosum
Lineage: Eukaryota; Fungi; Ascomycota; Eurotiomycetes; Eurotiales; Aspergillaceae
Product: NAD(P)/FAD-dependent oxidoreductase
Exons: 2
Coding region: 1-966 (321 amino acids)
Molecular function (GO): oxidoreductase activity
Source: RefSeq, a predicted model, not a curated record
AUGAGUACCGAAACUAGCUCUUUUGAUGUUCUCAUCGUGGGCGGUGGCCCUGCUGGUCUUACAGCAGCUCUAACUCUUGCCCGUCAAGACCACACCUCAGUCAUUUUGGAUUCUAAGACCUACAGAAACGAUAGAGCUGGCUUCAUGCACUUAAUUCCUGGAUUCGAUCAUGUGGCCCCCUCCGAAUACCGCGACAAAGCCUUGUCAAACAUUCUCGCCAACUACCCACAAAUCACGAGCCGCGACGCGACCAUUGUCAAAGCCGAGGGCCUCACACCUGGAGGCUUUGCUCUCACAGAUGAAGCCGGCAAUAUCUGGUCCGGAAAGAAGCUCAUUUUGGCAAACGGGGUUGAAGACAUCUUCCCUGAUAUUGAAGGCUAUGCCCAGGCAUGGGGGACUGGAAUUUUCCAAUGUCUCUUCUGCAAAGGAUACGAAGAGAAGGGCGCUGAUUCAGUUGGAGUCCUUGCCAUCGGUGGCCUCUCCAGCGCGCCCUUUGCUCUCCAUGUCGCCCGACAGGCCGCUGCUUUUAGCAAAUCGAUCACCAUCUACACCAACGGCUCCGACGACCUGGUUAAGGAAGUAAAUACUGCCAUUGGAGAGACAAGCAAGUUUAAAGUUGAAAACCGCAAGGUUGCUUCUAUUUCAAAAGUAGAGCCCAACGCAUCUGUCUCUAUCAAGCUUGAAGAUGGCACUUCCCUGGUCGAGGGAUUCCUUGCGCACACACCCGAGACAAAGCCCCGAGGCUGCUUCGUGAAAGAUCUUGAAUUGGAACAGACUCCUAAGAACGACAUCAAAGCAGGUGCUCCUUUCUUCCAAAGCAAUAUCCCAGGUGUCUUUGCGGCGGGUGAUAGCUGUGGAAUGAUGAAGAACGUGCCAAAUGCAAUCUUCUCAGGCUCUUUGGCUGGAAUGGGAGCUUCGUUCCAACUUACUGCAGAAUCGCUUGGACAGAAAUCGUUGUUUGGGUAG